AUGAUUGGUGAUGAAUUAUAUGAAUCACCUCAAUUCAGCAACUAAAGAAAUAAUUUAGACAUCUCACCUAAUUCUUAGAUGAGCCAUUAAAUUAUUAGCGAUUCAGAGGCUGCUGUAAAUAAUUAAACUCAGUUUUCUCAUUAUACAAUUAAAGAGUUUUCUCUAAAUGGAUCUCCUAACAAACAGUAGCAAAUAAUGCAAUCUUUUAGCAAUAAUGGGUUUGAUAAAAAAAUAGGAAAUACUUAAAUGUCAGUAAUUUUAGAAGAGUAGUAAAAAUCAUGUGCCUUUAGCUAAGUUGUUAUAUCAAAAUAAAAUAUAGAUGAUAGUUAUUCAUCGUAAAAUUAGCUUACAAGUAAGUAGAAUAGCGCUAUACUUGGAUACAAUUAUAAAGAAAAUGUCCCAAGUAAACCUAAAAUAUUACAUGAAUUCUAAGAUAACACUUUUAUACAGAACUUAAAUCCUGUCCAAGAUAGGAAAAUUGCAGCUAAACAAAUCAUUCUGGGACCUUCCCUUCAGAUUAAUGAUAAUAACAGCAAAAUUUAUUUGUCUAACGAUCAAAAAAGGUAAACCUAACUUUAGGCUCUAAUGAAAUCUAAUUAAGAAUCUUCUGUUUAGCUUUAGGAGGUAAGUAUAUUAAAAGGAACGCCAAAGUAAAGUUGUGUUGAAUUAACAGAUUAAAAUAAUACAAAACCUCUCUCAAAUAUUUCAUUUUACAAGGAAUAAGGUAAUGAAGACGAAUGCGUUUAUUAGAUUUCUAAUUAUUCUUUCACACCAAAAAGCUUACAUAAAUAAUAAUAAUAGCAUCAUGCUUUAGCAAAUUAUCCAGAUUAAUUUUCAGCAAGUUAAAAAUUUACUAAGAAUUAAAAAGAUACUUUCGCAGGAAUUACAUCUGUUUCUGCCUCUUUUCACAAAGGUUUUUAAAAUAACAUAGAUUAUAAAUAACGAAAUAAUAAUUAGCAAUAAGAUAUACACUAAAGUAACCCAUCUCUGAUUUUAAACAAUCAAAAUUAUAAAAUUCAAGAAAGUAGUGAGAAUUUGACUAAUUAAGAUAGUUAGCAGAUGCUUGAUAAUGGAGGUAGAUUGAUUGAAAAGUAGUAAAUUUAAGAAUUUUUGAAUUCUAAGACUUUGAAGAACCUAAAAAAAUCAUUAGGUUAGAAUUCUAGAUAAAAGAGAUAAAAAAGAAGCUUAAAUCAAAGUAGUAAUUAGGAUAAGAGUUAAAAUAAUGUCCACUAGUAUAUCAAUUCGUAGAAUACUAAAGAAACUAUUACUGAUUAUUUUAAAAUGACAAAUGCAUAGGUAGAUUAGUCACUACCCUCUUUCGAUUAGUAUCUUAGCAACUUUAAAUCACAGUAUGAUAAAAAUAUUAAGAGAAGACUGAAGAGCUCAAUAAACAGAAAAAGCUACGAUAUCCCUUAAUAGAAUUCUAAAGGAUUUUCUUCUUACUAUUCAAAAGAAGACUCUACUUUUAUAUUAAGAGAGAAUACAGCUCAUACUCCUCAAAGUACAACAAAUAAAUAAAUCAAACUUCUAAAAUCUACUGCAGGCGGUUAUAUUAUGCCAGAAUAGCAGACAGAAGAUGGGUCUAACUUUUAAUUAUUUAUAAAUUAGUAACUUUAGUAAUAGUAAUAAAGAACACCUCAGUUGAUAGAAAUAGAACCUAAGCUAGAUGCUGAAGUAUAAAGAGAUGCUUCAACCAUUAUAAGAUCAAUAUAAAAUAAAAUUCCACCAACCUCAAUAAGUUCUUCAUCAAACGACACAUCCCAUUUGAUUAGAGAUAUUAAUAAUUAAUUGAUUUCAAUACGGAAUGGCAAACAUACCAAACCAUAAAAUAAACAAUAGAAAUGCUUAACAGAAUACUCUGAAUCAGAAACUUCUAGCAGUCUUAACAAUACUUAAAACCUCAAAAAUCAAUCAUCAAAUGCUAGGAUAUAAGAAAAUAUAAAAGAACUACAAAAAUUAAGCACCAUUCACUAGGAAGACACUAAAUAUGAGCUCAACUCUCCCUCAAAAGCAGAGGAAAUGAAUGAUUUCACUUUUGCUUAGAAAACAAAAAAAGGAAAGAGUAAAUUAUAUGAAAUGGAUUUAAACAAUAUAAAAAUAAAUCUUGAUUUCAACAUGACUAACAGUUUAAGUAAUUAUGUCAAUUAAAGACUUCCUUCAUCAAACAAUAAAAUCAAAAAUAUUCAGAACAAAAUCUCAAGCAACCUAAAUUAACCAAAUAUGACAGUUGGUAAUUUUCACUCAAAUAAUUAGUCUACUAGCAGGGAUUUUUAAAGUUCAUAUGCAAGCGGAUUUUAAAUUUCUAAUGGAAAUGAUAGAAAUGUUUCUAAAAAUUCUUCACAAGUAACAACUAUGCAAUUUACCAAUGGGACCUCAACCAAUACUACAGCAACAAAAUAAACAUUUCAAAGUCCUGUAAAAGCUCUAAUCCCCAUUUAGAAUGAAAAGAGCCAUUUAGUUUACAGUUUAUAAGAUAAUAAUUUUAUAGAAAAUAUAAAUUCUACAUGUAAAGAUAGAAAUAGGUUUAAUUUCUAGCAAAACACUAAGAAAUUUCAGACUCCUAAACAAAUAGAUUUAUCUAACAUAGUGUCAAACUAAAGUAGCAAAACACCUUCUGCAAAGACCAACUAUAAAAUAAAAGAUGCGACUAAUGUAUAUGUAAAUAAACAGUCAGAUCCAAAUGAAUUCUUUGAAAAAAACAAGAUUUAAUUGUAAAAAAGAAAUGCUAAAACUCCUAUAAAAUAAAAGUGCAAUAGAAAUGAUAAUCUCCUAAAAAUAUAUUAUAACUAAAACUCUCCUGAAAAUAUGCUAUCUGGUUUCAAUGAAAAGAGUAACAAAAUAUCAGAUUAAGUAAAAAUGAUUGGUAUAAACACUCCAAUAAAUGUAAAUAAUGGAGACAUUGCUUAAUCCUUUAAAAUAUAAAGAAAUCUUGAAAAACAGUACAUUAAUUAAAAUUUUUAACUUCGCCCAAACCUGUUUAAAGUAAGAACAUAAAGUGAAGGUAGAAAGAGACAAUAAAAUAUAAGAGUGAAAACUCUGCAGUGA
Molecule: messenger RNA, 3045 nt
Organism: Tetrahymena thermophila SB210
Lineage: Eukaryota; Ciliophora; Oligohymenophorea; Hymenostomatida; Tetrahymenidae
Exons: 4
Source: RefSeq, a predicted model, not a curated record